This is a messenger RNA of Nomia melanderi (Alkali bee), 2885 nucleotides long. Lineage: Eukaryota; Metazoa; Arthropoda; Insecta; Hymenoptera; Halictidae. The record is from RefSeq and is a predicted model, not a curated record.
UAGAGUGCCCGCGGGCACUGAUUUUAAUAGUUUUGAGGUAGAUGAUCCUAUAAAAAUUAAUGUACAUUAUACAUGAAACCAACAGCUAUAAACAACUAUAGUUAUUUACUCAUUUAUUAUCAUAUUAAAUAUUUUUUUUACCCCUUGUUUUAAAAUUUAAUAUCGUUUUGAAUUAAGAUAUACUAUUUAAUUCAAUUGUUUUUAUACCCUGAUCCGAUAUUAACGUAAAUGUUUCAUUAUGUUCGAAAAAGUAUAUGAAUAACAUAGAAGAAUAUUUUUAUAGACAAAAAAAGUUUAUACAAGAAAAAGAUCAUAAUAAAUAGCUUCAAAAAUCGUAUGAUCACAUCAUGGGUUUAAAUUGCCGAAAUUGAUGCCUCGAAAACGUCAUUUCGAAGCAAGAGAUUUUUUAAUGAAAAUGACACACAUGCUCAGACAGAAUCUGUCAGUUGAAAUGGAGCAGCAGUUUGUUAAUAAUAUAUAUUCUUGUAAUUUACAAAUGUAUACUUCACCACCAUGUGGAUAUAUUAAAAGACUUUGUAUCUUAAUAAAGAUCAAAUUUUAUUUUAUAGUUCUAAAAUUAAUAGAGCAGAUAACAAAGCAAAACUAUGACAAAUCAUCCAAAGACUGUGUAAAUAUUUUAAUUAAUGAAUUGGAAAAUAAUGGUAUUUAUGAUUUUGCGAAUCUUAUACGUACACAUACUGACAAUACUCAAAUAGAAAGAGAACAGUACUUGAUAAGAAACGAUUGUAUCUCACAUUUCAUGUUAAGAUCUGCAUUUUCAUUUGAACAUGAUAAGUGGCAAUGGUUCUUCAAACAAGAAGUAAGAUUAUUCAAAUGGAGAGUUUCCGUAUUAGAUAAAGAUGACAUCUACAAAUUUAUUAAUAUCAAUAGACUUCGAUUAUCUACUGUAUGUCAAGAAGAAAAAGAGAAGAUUAAAGAAGAUUUACAAAUGUGUUAUAAUGAAAUCGAAAAUAUUGAUGACUUAAUCUUUUAUAAAAGACAUUUUACUGGUCUUAUAAAUCCAGUUAAGAAACGACAAGUAUUUUUAAAAGAUGGUAUUGCUUAUGUACCAGAAACAAACAUAUCGUGGUUUCUUUUUCCUGAAUUUAAAAAAGUAUUACACAAUGGUUUUGCUUAUGCUCGAGAAAUUGCAUCAAAUGCUUAUGGGGAUGAAAGGAUAACACAAAUUCUAAGUAUAGUUUCAAAGCGUAUUAAUAUCAAAAGAUUCCAUCAUAAUGAACACAGAAAGGUGUUUAUUAAUGAACUAGAUGAGCUAUCAAGAACAUCUUAUCCUUUAUGUAUGAGAUUACUUCAUACAACGUUAAAAGAAAAACAUCACCUCACAAACGGUGGAAGAAUUCAAUAUACUUUGUUUCUUAAAGGCAUAGGAUUAAGUUGGAAAGAUACUUUACAGUUUUGGAAAGAUGAAUUUAUCAAAAAAAUUAAUGAGAAAACUUUCGAAAAAAAGUAUGAAUACCACAUAUUACAUUUGUAUGGGGAAGUAGGAAAAUGUGCAAAUUAUGUACCUUUUCCUUGUUUUAAGAUAUUAAAUUCUACAGUUGGCUUAAGAGACAAUCACGGUUGCCCAUAUAAAUGUAUGCAAUUACAUGUACUUAAGAAUGUACUUUCUACAUAUGGAUUGGUUCGACCAGAAUAUUAUAACUGUUCAGACAUAGCCUCAAUAGUAGAACUUGCAAAAGAAGGAUGUUAUCUUGAUGCGUGUAAAAGAUAUUAUGAAAUUACUCACAACUGUGUAACAGAGAAGUGUUUUGAGCAUCCAAAUGCAUACUUCACACAUAGUCUUAAAUAUCUCGAAUCUCUGUGUUCAGGUACAUUUUAUUAUUGUUUUUUGUGCUAAACAUUUGAAUAAAAUAUUUACUAUUUUCUUGAUAAAUUUGAAAUUGAAUAACUUAAUGCUAAUUACUUUUAGACACAGAAGACUAAAAUUAAAUACCUGGUUUGCCAAUGGUUUCCAAAAAUGGAAUUAUCAGGCUAAUUGAAAGUGUCAUAUAAAAUAUAUUCUGUAAGAAAUUUAUUAUAUAUUAUUCUAUACUUAUUUUUGUAAAAUAACUUAAUUUAAAAAUAUGUAUCUUUCGCAAUGGAUUUAAAAAAAAAGAAAUUAAUAGUUACAAUUACUACAAAUUACUUAACAAAAUAUAGUUGAUUUAGUUUUUAUUUUGAUUUUUACUAUAUAUAUUAAAGAUUAAACAGAUAAAUAUUUUUGAAGUUUUAUGUAUUACAUUAAUUCUUAUAAACUCAAUUAUAUAUUAUUAAAUGCUUUUAUUUAUAUUUUUCCACAGCCUCGUCUAUGACUUUAUUAAGUUUACGAUUUUGCCAAUCAAGAGAAAUGUUGUCAAGAUGAUUGUCAAAAUCUACAAGAUUCUUAUGUUGCCCCGCUUUCAACAAAGAAUAGAGAGCAUCUGUAUGAAUUGCUCCUUUAUCAUAUGCUAUACUGCAAGAAUAAAAAUGAAACUUUAUUUUUAUACAAGUAAUAAAUAAAUUAAAAAAUAUAAAAAUAUAAAAUUUACUCUAUUAUGUCUUUGAGUUUCCAUUUACCAUCCACAUACUGCGAGACUCUUAAAGGACUUGAAUUCAGACCAAGUGUGAUGAUUUCCUUAUUGUCUAUCUAAUAACAAAAAAUAAAUAAUCAACAGAAUUGAAAAAAAAUUUAAUCUUAUAAUAUUUACCACAACAAGUAGGCCAUUCCCAUAAUUAUCUACAAUUUUGUCUGCGAUUCUAUGAGCAGGUUUAUCUGCACUAUAUUGAAAAGACAUAUUUAAUAAUUAACAACAUCAAUGAAAAAUAAUACUUAAAAUUUUUCAAGAGAAAAAUUUCAAAUAAAUAAAUGUUGAAUUACCUUACAUCAUUUAUAUUUUCAUUUGCAA